AGGGCCCCGGCACGCCGCAGCCCAAGCCGGCCAGCCUGGGCCGAGGGCGGGGGGCAGCCGCCGCCAUCCUCAGCUUGGGCAACGUGCUCAAUUACCUGGACAGGUACACCGUGGCAGGCGUCCUCCUGGACAUCCAGCAGCACUUUGGAGUCAAGGAUCGUGGCGCGGGCCUGCUGCAGUCAGUGUUCAUCUGCAGCUUCAUGGUGGCCGCCCCUAUCUUUGGCUACCUGGGUGACCGCUUCAACAGGAAGGUGAUCCUCAGCUGCGGCAUUUUCUUCUGGUCGGCAGUCACCUUCUCUAGCUCCUUCAUCCCUCAGCAGUACUUCUGGCUGCUGGUCCUGUCCCGGGGGCUGGUGGGCAUCGGUGAGGCCAGCUAUUCCACCAUCGCACCCACGAUCAUCGGCGACCUCUUCACCAAGAACACACGCACACUGAUGCUGUCUGUCUUCUACUUUGCCAUCCCGCUGGGCAGUGGCCUGGGGUAUAUUACAGGCUCCAGUGUGAAGCAGGCAGCUGGAGACUGGCACUGGGCUCUGCGGGUGUCUCCUGUCCUGGGCAUGAUCACAGGAACGCUCAUCCUCAUCCUGGUCCCAGUCACUAAGAGAGGCCACGCAGACCAGCUUGGAGGGCAGCUCAAGGCACGGACCUCAUGGCUCCGAGACAUGAAGGCUUUGAUCAGAAAUCGCAGCUAUGUCUUCUCCUCCCUGGCCACAUCAGCCGUGUCCUUCGCCACAGGAGCCCUGGGCAUGUGGAUCCCACUCUACCUGCACCGUGCCCAAGUUGUGCAGAAGACAGCAGAGAUGUGCAACAGCCCACCCUGUGGGGCCAAGGACAGCCUCAUCUUUGGGGCCAUCACCUGCUUUACUGGCUUCCUGGGUGUGGUCACGGGUGCAGGGGCCACACGCUGGUGCCGCCUGAGGACCCAGAGGGCCGACCCGCUGGUGUGUGCUGUGGGCAUGCUGGGCUCCUCCAUCUUCAUCUGCCUCAUCUUUGUGGCUGCCAAGAGCAGCAUUGUGGGCGCCUAUAUCUGUAUCUUCAUUGGGGAGACCCUGCUGUUUUCCAAUUGGGCCAUCACGGCAGACAUCCUCAUGUACGUGGUCAUCCCCACACGACGGGCCACCGCGGUGGCCUUACAGAGCUUCACCUCCCACUUGCUGGGGGAUGCUGGAAGCCCCUACCUCAUCGGCUUUAUCUCAGACCUGAUCCGCCAGAGCACCAAGGACUCUCCACUCUGGGAGUUCCUGAGCCUAGGCUAUGCCCUCAUGCUCUGCCCCUUCGUGGUGGUCCUGGGCGGCAUGUUCUUCCUCGCCACCGCCCUCUUCUUCCUCAGUGACCGUGCCAAGGCUGAGCAGCAGGUGAACCAGCUGGUGAUGCCUCCUGCAUCAGUGAAAGUCUGAGGUGGUGCCGCUGGGACAGUGAUGAAGCCUCACCCGUGUUUGUACCUAGACUGGAAAGUGGCCUUGGGCACUUUGGACCUAC
Messenger RNA from Dipodomys ordii (Ord's kangaroo rat), 1479 nucleotides. RefSeq names its product spinster homolog 2 (Drosophila) (gene Spns2). Gene Ontology annotation, biological process: lipid transport; transmembrane transport; sphingosine-1-phosphate receptor signaling pathway. Gene Ontology annotation, molecular function: transmembrane transporter activity; sphingolipid intramembrane carrier activity. Gene Ontology annotation, cellular component: membrane. The transcript has 13 exons. The coding region runs from base 201 to 1397 and encodes 398 amino acids. The record is from RefSeq and is a predicted model, not a curated record. NCBI's taxonomy places the organism in Eukaryota, Metazoa, Chordata, Mammalia, Rodentia, Heteromyidae.